GGCCAUCCCCCCUCUGUGUGUCCGUGGGAAGGAGGAGUUUAACCCCACAUUGUCUGGGAGGAGUCCGCAGUCUCUUGGCGCUCCGUCCCAGGAACAUUUGGUCUGGAAACAGAGGAAUCGUGGAAGUACGCUCCAAGAAAAUCCGAUUUUUGUGUUUCUAUGAAAUGCAACAACGUUAUAUUUAGCGGUUGCGAAGAAGAAAACAAACGAAUACUGCGAGAAGUAUGUUUUAUUACAGGAAACACUAGCCGAUACAGAAAAUCUCGAACUACCACAAAUAAGACUCAGAUGCUGCUUCAGUAUUGCACCGGCUUCUUUGUUUAUCCCAAUGAGCCAGACGACAAAGGAAUGCGUUUAUUUUGAGAAAUGAGGCGGAGAGAACCUUGCACAUAGGAGCUCUGAUCUAAGAAGAGACUUUCAGACAGGCAGUGAUGGGAAAUUCAGAGAGCCAAUAUAGCAUCCAGGGCCCCAAAGGCACCAGCUUUGUCUUCCCUGGGAAACCGAAGCCACUGAAACUCCGCUCAGCCAAAGACAACACUCUUUCGCCCCAUAUGUGGUGGAAAAGUACCCCAGUGGGCUCAGGAUACAAGGCCAGGUGUGUUGGCCGUGGCUGUCUGUCCCCUCCUAAAAGCCGGCAGCCAUACUCCGCUAGGCACUAUGACUACGUCUCAAAGGGAACAAAGGGCAUCCCAAGUGAGAAUCGCUGGCCUCGAUCACCUGGAUGUGGUAUACGAAGGCGGCAUAUGUCAGAUGACUACAGAGAUAAUCCAUAUGGGGCUGAGCUUAAUGGGCACACCCUGAAUGGACACAGUGAUGAGCAUGAGGCUUUAGAGGAACAGAGCAGCCCACGGGUGGUGAUCAAGAAGGAUGGCAGUCUCAGGGUGGAGUUCACCAACACCUCGGGUAAUCCCCUCCUCCUGGAUGAGGCUUCCGGGCCUGUACAACUCCUCAAGUUCUCUCCCAACCUGGAGUCUGCAUCCACUCCCAGUCUGCCUGGUUCAAGUGGUAGUAGGCAGGAUGGCCACCGCAGCGGUCCACCGCCAGCCUCGACCUCCUCCACGGCCAGGACCAGCAAGGGAAGCUCACUGAGCUCUGAUGGUUCCUGGUAUGACUCUCCGUGGGGGCACAGCGCAGAGCUGUGUGAGCAGGACCAACCCUGCUCUGCCAGCAGGACACUAGUUCACUCCCCCAUCCACCAGCUCGACUCCUUCACUGAACAGUCUCCCCCUGUGUCCAUCACAGACCUCUAUAAGGACCCCACAAUGGCUGCUACCUUUCCCACAGCCAGGAACCUGUCCUCCCAGUUACAAGAGCAUCCACCAGGCCAGAGGCCACACCGAGCCUCUUUUGCAUCAGUCCUGGAUGUUCCAUUGGAGGAAGAAUGCCCAGAGGCCCGCCAGUACUCAUCAUACACCCUGCCCUGUCGCAGGCCCAAAGCCCACACCAUGAGUGAGGAUCUGGACCACUAUCCUGACCAGGAACAGCACCAGGAGCAGGCUGGACCUGAUUUCGGCUUCCAUAAGAAAGACUCCAUCAAAAACCGCAUCAGACGCCUCAGUGAUUGGACAGGCAGCCUCAGCCGCAAAAAGAGGAAGUCUCAGGGUUCAUACAAGGAUCUUAUUCACAUGGAGACCAGGUACAAGGACCUGAGUGAUGCCUUUGACAGUGGGGUUGAUGGACUGACUGCAGACACCAGUUCCCCCUCCCAGGUCUCUAGUCUGGUCUGGUUCCCAGGAGCCUCCAGGGCCCAAUCAUCAGGAGCCAUUCACCAAACGACCAGUGACGCCGUCCGCCAGAAUAUCUAUGAGAACUUCAUGAGGGAGCUGGAGACGGGCACUGGACAAGGUGGAGGGGGAGGUGGUGAGAGAAGAGACCCAUCCACGGGCACCGAAGAGGGGGAGAGCAGCAGUGAGUCGGCUGAGGGCUCCCUGGAGCAGCUGGAUCUACUGUUUGAAAAGGAACAGGGGGUGGUCAGACGGGCCGGCUGGCUGUCUUUCAAACCCCUUGUCACCCUGCACAAGGACAGGAAGCUGGAGCUGGUGACCCGCCGCAAGUGGAAGCAGUACUGGGUGACCCUGAAAGGAUGUACAUUGCUGUUCUAUGAGACUUAUGGGAAGGGCUCUCCAGAGCAGGAGCUGUCUCCUCGCUACGCUCUCCUGGCUGAGGACAGCAUCGUCCAGGCCGUUCCUGAGCACCCCAAAAAGGAAAAUGUUUUCUGCCUCAGCAACUCGUAUGGAGACGUCUACCUCUUCCAGGCCAGCAACCAGACUGACCUGGAGAACUGGGUGACAGCCAUCCAUUCUGCCAGUGCCUCGUUGCUGGCAAAGCGUCAGGGGAAGGAGGAUACGGUGCGCCUGCUGCGGAGCCAGGUCCGCAGCCUGCUGCAGAAGAUCGACAUGGACGGGAAGAUGAAGAAGAUGGCCGAGCUGCAGCUGACAGUGGUCAGCGACCCCAAGAACCGCAAGGCUAUUGAGAACCAGAUCCAGCAGUGGGAGCAGAACCUGGAGAGGUUUAACAUGGAUCUGUUUAGGAUGCGCUGCUACCUAGCCAGUCUACAGGGUGGAGAGCUGCCCAACCCAAAGAGCCUGCUGGCAAUUGCCAGCCGCCCCACUAAAACCACACUGGGACGCCUCGGGAUCUUCUCUGUCUCCUCCUUCCAUGCACUGAUCUGUUCCAGAGAUGAGGCCACACUCAGAAGGCGUUCAUUGUCCCUGACUCACAGACAGCGCAAGAGAGGCCUUUUCUCCUCGCUCAAAGGCCUCGACAACCUUACGAAGAGAGGCCGGGACAAGAGGCCCUCUGCAUCACAGAUCUUUGAGAGCGAUGCUGGAGGCCAAACGUACGCCCUACCCCCGAGGAGCACUGAGAGGCUGGACGUGCUGACUAGUAUCUACUCCAUGUCGCCCCCUGAGGGCGGUGUGUGGGACAGCAUCAGCGGUGCCACAGACGUGCUGACGUGUGUCUACAUGCCAGACGGCCAGACAGUCCAAGUUCCUGUCAGGAGAGACCAGACACCCGUCGACCUUCUCUCUGCAGCCUGCAAGGUGAAACAGCUGGACCCGGGCCUGCACUGCCUCCGACUGCACAGGCGAGUGGGGCAGGACGUGGAGGUUCGAUACGUGGCUCCUGGGGAGCUGCUCUGUGAUGUGGUCAAUGAUCAGCUGGAGGUGGUCCCAGUUAAUGUGUUUACGCUGCACAUGAGCAGGCCAAGCAGCAGUGGUGACUUUGGUUUUGCAGUAACAGGACACAUAGACAGCCAGAGAAACAGCAGGAUUUUUGUCAGUGAAGUGCUUCCUGAUGGACUGGCAUUCAAUGAAGGUCUGCGUCCAGGCGACGAGAUCCUGGUGCUGAAUGGCCGGUGUGUGUCAGGCCUGGACCUGGCGCUGAUCCAGACGCUGUUUGCUGAACAAACCCUGCACCUGAGCCUGAGGCGGGACGGACCGCUGCCGCCAACCGUGGCCUCCAACCACCCGGCCCCUCCUCUCAAACACAACCAGGAGGUUCGCAGCAAACACCAGCGUGCCAAGUCCUCCUCAGAUGUGUGCACUGCAGCUGAUGGUGAUGAUUCCCCGUGUGUAGGACUAGAGACUGGUCACUCCCACUGCGCACAUAGGCCUGUUCAGCACAGCAAGAGCGUUGACACAGUGUGCACUCUAUACCAGUCCUUCCAGGAAGGGACAGGUUCGGGCCCUGGGGGUUUGAUGGACGACACCAAGGAACCUCCAGUGAGGCAGAGAGGGGAUCCCAUGGGAGAGGCCACCCCGCUCAGACCCUGCCCCAAGCAUAUGAGUGCCACUGAGAGGUUACGCAAGGUGAUCCAGGAACUGGUGGACACAGAGAAGUCCUACGUGAAGGACCUGGCCUGUUUGUUCGAGAUCUACCUGAAACCCCUGCAGAAUGAAACCUUUCUGACACUGGAUGAGAUGGAGAGUCUGUUUGGCAGCCUGCCAGAGAUGUUGGACUUCCAGAGGGUCUUCCUACAGACCCUGGAGGAGAGGAUCGCCUCCUCGCCUGACUUCAGCACCCUGGAGACCCCCUCACAGUUCAAGAAGCUGUUGUUUUCUCUUGGGGGUUCCUUCCUCUACUACGCUGACCACUUCAAGCUCUACAGCGGCUUCUGUGCCAACCACAUCAAGGUCCAGAAGGUCCUGGAGAGAGCUAAGACGGAUCAGGCCUUCAAGGAAUUCCUGGAUGCGAGGAACCCCACCAAGCAGCACUCGUCCACCCUGGAGUCCUACCUGAUAAAACCGGUGCAGAGGGUGCUCAAGUACCCCCUGCUGCUCAGGGAGCUGGUCUCCCUCACUGACGCUGACAGCGAGGAGCACUACCACCUCACCGAGGCUCUGAAAGCCAUGGAGAAGGUGGCCAGCCACAUCAAUGAGAUGCAGAAAAUCUACGAGGAUUACGGCUCUGUGUUUGAUCAGCUAGUUGCUGAGCAGACUGGCCACGAUAAAGAGGUCACAGAGAUCUCUAUGGGAGAGUUUCUCAUGCAUUCCUCAGCAGUCUGGCUCAACCCGCAUCCAUCGUUGGGCCGCAUGAGAAAAGACCCCGAAAUGACCAUAUUUGUGUUCAAGAAAGCAGUGAUAUUGGUCUACAGGGAAAACAACAAGCUGAAGAAGAAAAUGACCAACCCUCGUUCAGCACUUUCUCAUGGAGAUUCGGACCCCUUUAAGUUCCGUUGGCUCAUCCCACUCUCUGCACUGCAGGUCAGACUGGGAAAUACAGGAGGACCAGGCACAGAAAGCAGCUGCAUCUGGGAGCUGAUUCACUCCAGGUCUGAGGUGGAAGGCAGACCCGAGACCGUCUUCCAGCUGUGUAGCAGUGUGCCAGAGAGCAAGGUCAACAUCAUCAAGGUGAUCCGCUCCAUCCUCAGGGAGAAUGUGAGGAGGAACAUGAGGAGCGAGGGCACGUUGGAGAGGGGCUGUAAGGAGCGCCUGGCCCCCCUGCGCAGCACCCUGCCCUCCUCCGCCAGGAUAGGUUCCUCCAGGGCUUCCCAGUUGUGUAAGCAGCAACUUGGAGAUCUCUCCGCCCAGGCUGGGAAUCCCAAGCUGGGGCCAGACUCAGACGAGGGAAGCCUGAGCAGUGGAACCUACAGUUUGUCUGGGGCUCCUCCACCUUGCACCUCCUCUGACUCACACAUUCUGCCUGUCCAGCAGAACUGGUCUCAGACACCUGGGUCCAACUUGCAACCCCGCUCCACCUCUUCUGUGAAAGAGUCUGAUAUUUUAAGUGAUGAGGAUGAUGACGGCUUUAGCGAGGGGGGAACAAGGAGGAACAGCGGAGACAGCAGUUCCCCAACUAGUGCCAUUGAGGCUCAGUUCCUCCAACUUAAACUCUCAGAAGACGCGGUGUCAAAAUGUGCACUGGCUCCCUGUGUUCAACCUGAGGGAGAGGGGGACACUCCAGAGACCCAACCCAAACUGAUGCGAGGACACUUCGGUGCUGUUAAGAGGAAACCCAGCAGUUUCAGAAGGAGCCAGGGUGCACUGUUGAACAUGAAGGCACACAGCAGGUCACUGGACAGCCAGGCGGAUGCAGUUUCACCAUCAGGGGUAGUGGAUCUCAACACAUUGCUGGAGAGAGAGUUCAGCAUCCAAAGUCUGACUUCUGUAGUGAAUGAAGACUGUUUCUAUGACCCAGCUGAGAGCUGUGCCACUGACUCUGGAAAUACGACCUCCUCGUAGGGGGCUGGAUGGACAGAGCAGAGCUAAACUGUACCAGGGCCACAAGUUAAUGGUCAUAAAGGUGAGAGGCGCUGACCAAAGCCCCUGCUUCCCAAGAGGGGAAAUCCUGUGGCUCACUGCGGGCUCUACCAGGGUGGCUGUGAAGCUGUGCCUCAACUCUGUUUAGUAGGCCACAUUACCCGCCUGCUACAAGUUAGGUGUAAAUGAUCUUUUCUGAUGGAAGCCUAUUGACUGGCAGAUCCAGUUUCCCCCACUAGAGUGGGUGACAAGUGAGGCGACUUCUGUCCCAAUGAUAAUGACUACAAUGAAUCUGCCAAGCACUGAUGUGUUCCUGCGAUCUCUUCAGCUCUCUGGGCUUUGCCUCGCCCCCCCCCAAAAACCGUCUGAGUGACGUAGUCCAUCCUAGUUUCCCCUGCAGCUCAUGUUGAUUGGCAGUUUUUAAUUGGUUUUUGACCUUUUCUAUGAGGAAAUGGGGAGAAUGUCCUUGGUGUGUCAGUCCCAAACGUUAAAAGAGGAGGGAAGUCCACAGUGCGUACAGAGCCACAGGAUAUUGAGACGAAAUAAGUUUGAGUCUGUAUUAUGCUACAUGAGUUCAGGCUUGGUAUUCAUUUGUAUUUGGUUUCACAGAAGCAAACACUGUAGGUCACCGCUUAUUACGAUUGCAUUAUCGUUUAACAUGAAAUGGAAGGAGGCACUGAAUGAAAGCUAUCACGGACUAAUGAGAUCCACCCAAAGAGCUACAGCGGCCAAGUCAGACUUCCUGAAAAGAGGUGACGUUGGCCUAAAUAAACAGAAGGAUACUGUCUUUCGCAACUAAGCCUUGUUGCUGUAUUUUGUGCACUAAAGUACACUGUUUGCCUAUAUAUUUGAAAUAUUUUUUAUCUGUACAGGUUUUAAUGUAAUUAAUGCGGUUUUUAUUUAUUAAUAGGUUUGAUUAUGUAUAUCUUAGCAAAAGUAACUUUUUGGGUGAAGGCUUGAUAUGUUGGCUAAAGAUUUGGUCCAUUAGUAAAUUAAAAAAAGAUGCAAUGCAGCUUGACAUUUUUUCCACUUCAUUUUAAAUGUAGCCUACUGGAUUUUGGUUGUCUUUCGCUGAAGAUUGUAAUUUCCAGGGUAUGCAUUAGAAUGUACAAGUGUUUGAGAUAUGGCUACUUAAUUGAAUGAUUUAAACUGCAAUAAUGUUUAAACCCUAGUGUUUCUCUAUGUUUGUAUCCUGUGUAUAUAUAAUCUUUUCUAUUUUUGAAAGAUUGAUGUAUUCUCUUAUACAUACAUGACACUGUACAGGUAAGAAACAAGGCAGGAAUUUGCAAUAAAUGCAGCUGAUAUUUUUGUAAAACGUUUUGUUUGCCAUAGCAUAAAGGUACAUGAGGUACUAUAAAAAGGCAAACCACUACUACAUUAUUUACUUUCUCAGCUCAACUUCACCAUGCCUUUAAUGCUAGCAUACCAAUGAAUGUGAAUACCCCAUUCUUAUGGAAUUGUUUUAUAAAUAAAAGUUAUCUGUGAAGAUG
Messenger RNA from Siniperca chuatsi (mandarin fish), 7192 nucleotides. RefSeq names its product TIAM Rac1 associated GEF 2a (gene tiam2a). Bases 432 to 5684 code for a protein of 1750 amino acids. Gene Ontology annotation, molecular function: protein binding; guanyl-nucleotide exchange factor activity. The record is from RefSeq and is a predicted model, not a curated record. NCBI's taxonomy places the organism in Eukaryota, Metazoa, Chordata, Actinopteri, Centrarchiformes, Sinipercidae. Gene Ontology annotation, cellular component: membrane; synapse. The transcript is spliced from 29 exons. Gene Ontology annotation, biological process: positive regulation of axonogenesis; small GTPase-mediated signal transduction; activation of GTPase activity.